This is a messenger RNA of Miscanthus lutarioriparius, 831 nucleotides long. NCBI's taxonomy places the organism in Eukaryota, Viridiplantae, Streptophyta, Magnoliopsida, Poales, Poaceae. The record is from the annotation of a GenBank genome assembly.
AUGGCGCCGCCAUUUCCGGUUCCACCGGGUGCUCUUGUGAUCAAAGUAGAAGAUGAAAAGGAGACUGACCAAGAGCUGAGGGACAUGUUCACCAAGGACGUCCAGAGCUGGCUCGAGCUCAACAGGAGGAGGAGGGGCCUGCAACCAUCUGGCAGUGCUCAGUCGUACAGCAAGCACCCCCACUGCCACCGCCUCCACCUCCAGCAGCGCAGCACCCAUGCGCAAAGAGGCCAGCAGUCGGACCGCCUCCGGGGUUCGCGGAUGUUUCGCACGCCACCGCUGAAGCAGUACCAACACCGGCCACCAGGGCCAAAGGUGCCAGCACAGCCACAACAACCGGCGCCGCCGAACGCCCACCGCGCCCCGGCCCCACCAGCGCUGAACGCACAAAGGGCGGGGCAUGCUCCGCAGCCGGCGCCAGGCGCACAUGGCGGCGCCACGGCCGCGACACCAGUGCACGCCGGCCCCAUCGCCUUGCCCGGGCUCCAGCGAAGGACGAUGCGCAAGCCACCGCACCCAGCGGCGAAGAAGAAGCCCACGGUGCCGUGCACCAUCUGCGGCGUGCUGUGCAUGACGGCGUGGCACCUGAAGCAGCACGAGCAGGGGCGGAAGCACCGGAACAGGGUGGCCUACCUCGCCGGGGAGAUGAACGUGCGGUGCUCGGUGUGCAACGCGCACCUCUCCAGCGGGCUCAACGUCGAGCAGCACAACGCCGGGAAGCAGCACCUCCAGCGUCUCAACAGGGGAGCCGGAAACACACGGUUGCACUUUACUUUAGUGGCGGCACACGCUUAUGACUUGCACUACAUACUGCUAGUACUACAUAUAUGA